Messenger RNA from Mesorhabditis spiculigera, 2088 nucleotides. NCBI's taxonomy places the organism in Eukaryota, Metazoa, Nematoda, Chromadorea, Rhabditida, Rhabditidae. The record is from the annotation of a GenBank genome assembly.
AUGAGCUAUGUGAAUUGGGACGAUCAAUACAUGGACAACACGGGCGGAAUCGAGUCUUGCCUGAUUAUGCACCCAAGUGGACGCUGGAAUGACGCAAGGUGCACGGAUCCCUUCCGGGCCAUUUGCCAAAAAGACAUGAAUCGUAGUGCAAAGCGGACAGACAAGGAUCCGUAUAAAGCCGGGAGUCGAUUCAAUAUGAAGAUAACCGUUACCGGGCCGAAUCAAGUUACCGUGGCCUACGGUAGCGGAGCGUCAUGGAGUGGGAAGACAUGGAAGCAGACUGGAGAACUGGCUAGCUUGACGGCGGUUCGACGAUUUGAGUGUUAUGGACAGCUCCAAAAUGUGGUGCUCACCGGGUCGAAUUUGGUUGGAAAUACGGCAACUGAUUAUGAAGACGUGUGUCCCCUCUUUGGUAGCGAAAUCAACAAGCAGGUUGGCACAGAUGGGAAGGAUUCGAAGAACGCUUCAACUGACAAAAGAAAAUGGUCUGGUGAUGGUAGCCUAAUCUUUCUUAUGCAAGCCGGCAAUUUUCUCUUCAUGGCAUUUGGAGGCGAACCUCCCCACAUCGUCGGCUGCGACUACCGCAACGGCACGAAGGUGAUGAUGGCCGAGGAGGAGAUGGUGUGCCGCGAGAUGCGCACCGGCCAGUGCAAACCGAUCCUCGACUACUCGUUCAACUCGAUCAACGUGGAGUUCGACUUCUUGUGCCCGGAGAACGCGAAGGUGAUCAAGGACAGCACCUCGCUGCAGCUGCUCGGCAACCUGAUCGGCGCCCUCAUCUUCGGGCCCGUGUCGGAUCGGUGGGGCCGGAAAUGGACAAUGCUCGCCUGCGUGUUCUUCUCCGGGGUGUUCGGCUUCGCGUCGUCGUACGCACCCGGCUACUGGUCGUUCACCGUGCUACGCGCCUUCACCAUCUUCUUCAACGUCGGGCAUCAAGUCAUCAUCACGGUGUUCAUGUGCGAGACGCUGCCGGCAAAGCACCGUAUGUGGCUGAACUUCAUCCUCAACUGGUCCCCCAACAUCAUCAUCGUCACGGCGAUGGCGUGGACCGUCCAGGAUUGGCGGUGGUUGCAGCGCUCCCUUGGACUCCUCGGAAUCCCCAUCAGCAUCAUGAUGUACUUCUGCAAAGAGCCGGUGUACUGGCUCGUCCGCCAGGGGCGCCUCGACGACGCGAUGAAGGUCGUCGAGGAAACGUCGAAGAUGGACGGCAUCGAGUUCGACCCGGUCCCGUUGCGCAAGCUGUUCGAGGAGGAGCGCGAGGCGUGCAAGCGCACCGCCGGCAAGAGCUACUUCUACCAGCACCUCUUCUACACGUGGACCCUCGUCUCCUACUCGGCGACAAUGUACUUCAGCUACAUCUGCGUCGGCGCCGUCACGUACGGCCUGUUCUUCAACCUCGAGAAGCUCUCCGGGACCAUCUACGAGAAGAUGGUGAUGCUCUCCAUCUGCCGCACCGUGCUCAACAUGACGCUUGCCGCGCUCGACUACAAGAUCGAGUGCCUCGGGCGACUUAAAGCGCACUAUAUGUUCGCCGUGUACGUCGUGUUCGGGCUGGGCUGCGUAGUGGUGAUGCAGUACACGGGGUACGACCGCGAGUUCGACGACGUCGUCAAGUACCUCGCCCUCACCGCCAUUUCUGUGGCUGCGAUGAUUCUGCUGACGAACCAAGUGGUCGUCUCCGAGAUCUACCCGACCCCCAUCCGCAACAAGGCGUUCGCCGUCGCCCAGAUGAGCAACAACACCGGCUCCGUCAUCGGCGUGCAGCUCUUCAAAUUGACCGAAGUCCACCGCGCCAUCCCGUUCGGCGUGUUGAUGGUGAUGGUGGCGAUGGAGACGCUGCUGUGCUCGCGCUUCAUCCCCGAAUCGAAGAACAAGCCCCUCGUCGAGCAUAUGCCCAGCGCCGACGAGUCGUUCUGGACGUGCUGCAACAAGGGGAAGAAGGACAGGAGGAAGAGGGAGAGAACGAACUCGUCCACCGCCACCAACUCGACCGAAGAAUCGCAAAAGUCCAGCGCGGCGGACUGCUCGGUGUCGGUCUCGAUGGUCUCGGCGUACCAGGCAUCCGCUUCCGACUCAUCCAAAUCCGAC